CACGCACUCGGACGCACAACCCGGUAGUCACCGCAGAUGAAGAGACUCUUGGGGCUACCCAAGUGGUCUCCUGGACAAGCUAACAGCGAAGAAAGUGUUGGAACUCGUUCGCUGGCGGACAGGGCCGCUACAGUCCGGCAACAUGGGAAACUCGGAGAGCGCUGGUGGAAUAGCAAGCGGCGAGGAGGAAGACGUAGAGACCGAAGCUCAGCUCUCGGCUGGCACCAGCCCAGUCUCUGCGGAGCCAGGCAGCGGUGGAGGCAGAGGCGCUGGUGCCGGAAGGGCACCGGCCUGCGGGCUCCCAACUCCAGUGGCGCUGCUCGAACAAGUGAAGCUGAGAGAGGCUGUGGCCCGCUUGAAAGAUUCAGGAGCUGCGGUGACCGAGCCCGUGCUGGCCCGUAAUGAGGGCACUCUGCUACGAUGGUUGGAGGAACGGCUGAGUCGUGGCGAGGAGACUGUGACUUUGGACCAGUUCUGCGAAAUGCUUGAGAAAGGUGUUGUUACCAGGGAAGAGUGUGAAGAGGCUUUUAGCCAAUUUGAUGCAGAAGGCGAUGGAAUUGUGGACGUAGAAAGCAUGCUGAUGACCCUAAAAAACUCCAAUGGAGCCACUUUGCAGGGUGAAUUGAGUCACGUAAUUCGACAGCUGCAGGCGUGCUCUCUCACUCCAGGUUUUUUGGAUAUUUUUUCUAAAUCAAAGGAUCGCCUUGGCUCUCAUGCCUCAAAAAUACUGAGGUUUCUCCGUCGAAACAGAAUUCCAAGCAGUGCCAUUCCAUUUCCAAUACUUGAAGGUUACAAUAAUAUUUGUACAAUGAGGUCAUCAGUUAUGCAGAACUACUUGGAUUUCCUUCUCCAGAAAGAAAAUGACUUGAAUAUUCAGAAUACAGCACAACUCAACUGUGACUCCGAAAUGGACAAAGUUAAAAUAAUCACUAAGUGUUACAGCUCUAUAGAAACAUCUUCAAACUCUGCGGAUAUUGAUAAAAUGACCAAUGGAGAAACAACUUCAUUUUGGCAGUCAGAUGGGAGUGCUCGCUCACACUGGAUUAGAUUGCGGUUAAAACCGGAUGUGGUUUUAAGGCGAUUAUUGAUAGCAGUGGCAGCAAAUGACCAAAGUUACAUGCCUCAGCAGGUAACUGUAGCUGUGGGAAAAAGUCCAAGAAGCCUACAAGAAAUAAGAGAUGUCCACAUUCCAAGCAACAUCACUGGUUUUGUAGCUCUUCUGGAAAAUGCUAAUAUCAGCUCACCUUUCAUUCAGAUAAACAUCAAGCGGUGCCUGAGUGAUGGAUGUGAUACAAGAAUCCAUGGUCUUCGUACAGUUGGAUAUCAGAUAACCAAAAGCAAGGGCGUAUCUGUGUCUGAUGCAUCUGCAAUUUGGUACCUAUCUUUGCUUACAUCUUUGGUGACCACAUCAAUGGAAUCCAAUCCAGAUUUAGCUCAGGCUGUGCUACAAAGUACACAGAAGGCUCUCCAGCAUAUGCCACCUCUUUCACUUACCCUGGGGUCAGCAGAGUUUCCUAAGUUCUUUUCUCCAAAUAUCUUGGAAGAAGUGGAUGGAUUUCUCCUAAGGAUUUCCGAGUGCUGUGUGACACCGGAAGCCAAACUGACCCUGCUAGCCUUUGCUCUGGCCCGAGGAAGUAUUGCCAAGGUAAUAAUGGCACUCUCUGCCAUUAGUGAUGGCCUUGAUGCAGAGUAUAAAGCUUCCUCACUAAUUGAGUCAAUGGUCCAGGUUAGGCUCAAACUUCUAUUUAAGCAUGGAAAUAUGCUUCCACUGCAGUUACAAGCCUGUGAUGUAAAGGGUAAAGAAGAGAAAUCUGGUCCAGAAAACAUGUUAGUUGAAGGCUCCGGAGAUGGUUUUCUCACUGAAACAGGAAGGACAAGAGCCACUAUUAUAUUUUCAACAGGAAAUGCAAUGUACUUCCAGGUCACCCAGAUUAAGAUCAAAGUCCGUAAAGGAGCAAUUGGUGCCAAAUGUGGUUUGGUAUUUACAUAUAAUGAUGAAACAGAUAGAUUUGAUGCAGAAAAGCACUUCAGGAGAUUCAAAAAAUAUGAUACCUGGAACUACAAAGAAUACUGUGAAUUUGCAAAGAGCAAACGUGGGUCUCAGGUCUUGGAUGUGAGUGAGGAUGAUCCUGUUGGUUGGUUUGAAUUAGAAGAUGAUUGGAACAAUGUUGAGAUCAAACUGCGGCAGUGUCGGAUCACUAAGUAUUUGAUGAUAAAAUUUCUGUGUGCAAGAGAAGAGACAGCAGAACGUCUUGGAGUUCACCACUUAAGUGCGAGUGGCUAUUUAAGAGACUCUGGAGAACAAGAAGGUUGCGAAUCAUUGUCCCUACAUGGAGAACAUACAGAAGGGGGAUUUGUUAGUGGUCAUACACUGCUUCAUAAAACACUGUACUUCAUUCAGAAACUUGCUCAAGAUAUGAAUUUGCAGGAAGAUUCUGGCCUUAAGCAUAAGCAGCUUUUGGAUUUCAGUGACCUUAACCUGAAGCUUUUCUGGGAUUUUUAUAAUAAAUUACAGAAAAACUUAGGAGAAGAAGCUAUGGAGUCACAAGUUCUACUGUUGCAGCUUCUGCAAAACUGUUUUCCAGUACUGUCUUCCUCUGGCCAGUCUUCCCAGUCACAGGAUUCUUCAAAAAUAGCAGUUCCUGAGCAACUGAAAGCAGUGCAUGACCUUUACAGUCACCUAUGUGAAAUUGUGGAUGAGUCUGAAGGUGAUAAAUAUGUUCCUAAAUCUGUCAAAAAAGAGGCCAAAAAUGUAAUUCUGAAUGGCGCUGCAGUCUUCUUCCCAGACAGACAAACCAGGACGGAUCAUCUGUUUUCUAUGAUGAAAAAUAUCACAGAAGAGACACAGCCAGUUUCUGUCAUCCUGACAUUUGAGUCUCUUUGCAACUAUUUCAGUAAUCAAGAUCCCAGUGGUUUGCUGUUAUUGCCUCCAAAAAAUGCAACAGCGGACUUUGAUACCUCUCCUGUUCUUACAGUUAUGGACACAUUACUAUUAGUUGCUGUGCGCAAGUGUGAAAUGAUGAUGGUCCGCACCUGUAAUGACAGUGGCAAAGUCCUGUUUUCCUUGUUCUGGUCCCUUCAGGGUAGUCUAUUAUCCUGGAUUUUUUUGCAGCUGAAAGGGGGAGAAUUUGUUAUAAAAGCUUUGGCAAGGGAUAUUCUUGUGAAAUAUGUUGAGCACUUUGUGUCUAACACACACAAAACGUUUGCUUCCUUUUUAUCUAAACACCAUGGGGAGGAAAUAAUGGAUAAACUGAGUGCUUCUGUUCUGGCCAUGGCUACAAGGCAGCUGGUUAUUUUUCUUUUGGAACUUUGCUCAUUGGAAAUACCUCACUGCUCUCUACUGCACACUUUUGCAUCAUUGAUAGACUUGUUAAAGCAGCUGUGCAGUGACACAGAAGACACUUUUUCUAAGAAGGAUAUGGACUGUUGCCAGCAGUCCCAACAACCUAUUGUUCUCCGAACAUGGAAUAUGGAGUCCUCUCACAAUUAUGAAAAUAAUCUGCACGAAACCACUGUUUUUGUGUGUCCUGGUGCAACAUCGUUUGAAAUUGAAUUUGAUGAGAGAUGUGAAACGGAAAAGAGAUAUGAUUACUUGGAAUUUACAGAUGCUAAAGGUGGAAAAGUCCGCUAUGACAUGAAGGUUGGAACAGAAAAGUGGCCAAAGAAGGUAACUUUUAAGGCUGGUCCUCGACUACAGUUCCUUUUUCAUUCUGACACCAGUAACAAUGAAUGGGGUUACAAGUUUACAGUGACUGCGUAUGGUCUCCCUGAUAUAACUGUCUCCUGGGCAUCAGAUUUGCAACUUCUUAUAUCAAGAUUAAUGGGCCGUCUUGCUUCACAAGCCAUAUCAUUGAAAUCCUCCUAUGACAUAACAUGUACCAAUGAGCUGACACCAGCAAAAAUUCCUCCUGUUUUGAACUCAUCAGUUUGGAAGCCAAUCUUAAGGCAUGGACUAUCUAUAAACCUUUCAGAAUCAGGAAAUAAAAAUAGUUGCUUGCUUGUUUCAAAUAUGAGAAAGGAGGAGAUUGUUGGUACAGAUGAGUUUAUGCAGUUUCUUGUGGGAUUUGCCAAGUGGGACACCUUUCAAGUAGUUGUGGAUUCUAGGACAGCGCUUAUGAACUCACUUAUGUUAGCUUGCAAGAAACAGCCAUCCAGGAAUGAGACUGUGACUGGAUCAAAAGUUGAUCAAGCUGUUAAUGCCAUUUUUGUCUCAAUGGUAUACCAUACCCCUGCUCUGUACACUUCUCUGCGGAACUAUGUUUUAAAUUGUGGUCAGGCUGCCUUGACGGAUGAACUUGUUCAAGUGUAUGCAGUAGCUGAAGGGAUUAAAACCUGGAUGCUUGAAAUGAAGCAAAAAUCCCUGGUGGGACAAAUAAACAAACAAGACGAUCAUCCGUCUGCAGAUUGCAAUGAAGUGAAUAUAGAAUCUCUCGCUGAUGCCUGUAUUGAAAAAAGCCUCCUACUCCUGAAGUUUAACCCAUCAGGAUCUCUGAAACAGAAUGUUUUUUGUGAUGUAACUAAUAAACCACUGAAUCCCAAAGCUGAUAAAAAUGGCACAGUGCAAGCAGCAGGAGAUACAUCUUCCCCCAUACUUAAACCAGAUGCUCAGUCUACUCCAAAUUUUUCAUCUUUGGGCAAUUUUUCUUUUGCACCUGACCAACAGUCAAAGGCUUUAAGUGAACAUGUAGAAAUUAACUCCACGUUAAAUUGUCAAGCAGUAUUGCAGGACUGCAACCAAACUGAGUCGGCUAUUAGCAAAGAAUUAGCUGAAAGUAACACUCCACAACAGGAACAUCCCUUGCCCUCUUCCGUGCCAGUUCGUAGAGCAUCUUACAGCAAAGGGCGCUUACGACUACUUUCAUAUAGGUCUAUGGAAGAGACUAGAACUGUUUCAUCGGUCAAAGAAAAAUAUGUCAUGCUGAAAUAUGUUUUGGAUUUCAUGAAGGACCCUUUAGUCUUCCAGAAAAAUGUUUUGCAAGUUCUUUCACUCAAAAAAGAACAAGCUGAAUGUGUUUCUGAAGUUCUAAAGACUGUUUAUCGAUGUUUAAAUUCCCUUGGAAGGCCUGUUCUUUUCCAAGCUCCCUGUAUCCUCUUCUUGCAAGAAUUCCUUGCUUGUCAGAAAGAUUUUACUAGUUUGUUUGGUCAUUUAGCUGGCUGUGGCCAGGUUCUUCAAAAGGAGGUUCAUCAAUCCUAUUGUCAGCUGGUGGUGUUCUUGGUGAAUUCUGUACAAAACUUCAGUGAUUUAAAUGACAAGUCACUGCUUCCUGCACUUUCUUGUGUGCAAACUUGCUUGCUUCAUCUACUGGAUAUGAGUUGGGAAGUGCAAGAUCUCUCCCUGUUUAAUGAUAUAAAACUUGCUGACUUACUGUUUACCAUGUCACAAGAGAAUAUAAGUGUUCACGAUAUGGCCAUCAGUCAGUGGACAGAAGAAGAUGAAAUUGCUGAUUAUGAACGGAAUUCAGAUUGGAUGGAUGAAUGCCAAGAUGGGAUGUUUGAGAGAUGGUAUGAAAAAAUUUCCAAAGCAUCUCCUGAGGACCGGAGGAAAAUGCACAUGUUUAUUGCCCGAUAUUGUGACCUGCUAAAUGUCGAGAUAUCCUGUGAUGGAUGUGACAAGAUUGCUCCAUGGCAUCGUUACCGUUGUUUGCAGUGCACAGAUAUGGACUUGUGCAAGACAUGUUUUUUAAGUGGUGCCAAACCUGAAGGACAUGAAGAUGACCAUGAAAUGGUUAAUUUAGAGUAUGCAUGUGACCAUUGCCAAGGACUGAUAGUAGGAAGCAGGAUUAACUGCAAUGUUUGUGAGGAUUUCGACCUAUGUUUUGGAUGCUAUAAUGCCAAGAAAUACCCUGAUAGCCAUUUGCCAACCCACCGUAUUACUGUUUAUCCAAUGGUUACCAUUCGGAUUAGUGACCGUCACAGACUAAUCCAACCAUAUAUUCAUAACUACUCCUGGCUGCUGUUUUCUGCCCUAGCCCUUUACACUUCUGAUUUAGCCAGUGAGGAAGAAGUAGAUGAUGAAAGAUUGAAUUCAGAAUCAUUAUCAAGUGCCAAAUUGCUGCAGUCACGCAGCACUGGGCUCAUUGCUGACUGCUUGUUGAAAGGACAAAAUGGAAAAGGCUUUAGACCUUCAGCUCUGCUGUCUUUAUUGUCUCCCAUGGCAUCAGUACCAGAAGGUGCUGAUCCCAAUAUACCUGAAAUGGAGGUCCAUUCAGAACACUGUGUUAGUGAUCUUUCACCAGUCUCCAGUAUUAUUGAUUCUGCAAUAAAGGAGGCAACAGUCUUGAAGGAACCAGUCUUGUCUAUUUCAAAAGAAUGUGAAAUUUCUGGCAAAAUCAAUUCACUUAAUGCAGUCCUGUCUGAAGACACUCUGAAUCCUGUUAACAAUGAUAAGAUGCCUCCUUUGCCUCAUGUAGAUUCCCAAUGUGAGAAAGGUGCCAAAGAAGAAUUAUCCCAAUCACAUAAUCUUCCCAGUGAACAGUUUGACAGGAGUGCUAAAACGCCAGUUCAAGAACAAGUAUUUGCUGAAUGUUCUCGUGAGAGGAUUUUAGGAUUACUUGCAGCCAUGUUACCUCCUGUAAAACCGGGAUUCACCAUUUCAGUAACUAGCUUGAAGAAAGUUCUUCCUUUAUUGUUCCGUGUUGUUGUUUCCAAUGUGGGUUGUCUGAAUGAAACAUAUCACCUGACUCUUGGACUACUUGGACAGCUUUUACUGAGGAUUACACCAGUGGAUUCUGAUGCUGCAGUUACAGAAGCACUUGCUGAGAAGUGUUGGCUGCUGACUCUAGGUGAGGAUGGCCUGAAGACAAUCCAGCUUCUUUUCUGCCUUGGAGCAGUGUGCCUUGACAGCCGAAUUGGUUUGGACUGGGCUUGCUCUGUGGCAGACAUCCUUCGUGAUUUGAAUACAUGCCCUCAGUGGAGUAAUGUUAUUGCUGCCUUCACAAAAUACUGUAUGAAGCAGCUGCCUUUUCAUCUUAAACGUACCAACCUGUUUACUUUGCUUGUACUUGUGGGAUUCCCAGAGGUUCUGUGCAUGGGUACUCACUCAGUUUUCUUAGACAAUGCCAAUGAACAUCAUGAUGUAAUCAUUCUGAAGCAUUUUACUGAGAAAAACAGAGCUGCUGUAGUGGAUGUAAAAACACGCAAGAGGAGAACAGUGAAAGAUUAUCAGCUUAUAACGCCUCAUGAUCAUGCUAUUGAUGAUUCCUGCUCUGUACAAAGCGCCUCUGCUCAGCUUAUCCAUCACCUCCAGCACUUCAUUUUUAUCAUCAACUAUUUUCUGGAGGCUAAUGUUGAUAACAGCCAAAUGGAUGCUGUGGAAGCUUCAUGGGUUCUGUCACUAGCUUUGAAAGGACUCUACAAUACUAUUAAGAAACAUGGUGUACUGGAGGCCCAAGAAGCCAUUCUGCAGUCUGGACUAAUUAAGCUUCUGGUUCGAAAAUGCAGGAAAGGCACUGGAUUUAGCAAGAUGUGGCUUUUAAGAGACUUAGAAAUACUUUCCAUAAUGCUUUACUCCUCUAAAAAAGAAAUUCAUUUAAUAACUGAAGCAACAGACACAGACAAUGAAGAGAAGGAGGUUGACAAAGAACUGGAAUCAGACCAUUCUAGCAUUUACACAGAUGAUCUGGAACAAAAUAAGUUAGACCCACUUGAUGGACUUGAUGAAGAAACAAAGAUUUGCUUUCAGAUUACACACGAUGCACUUAAUGCCCCGCUUCAUAUUUUAAGAGCCAUGUAUGAGCUGCAAAUGAAGAGGACUGACUCUUUCUUCAUUGAGGUUCAGAAACGGUUUGAUGGAGAUGUAAUAACAACAGAUGAGACUAUUCGAAAACUGGCACAGAAAUGGCAGCCCAGAAAGCGGUCACGGUCUGAGGAAAGGAAUACUAAAGCAGUAGACACGGACAUGAUUGUCAUUCCAUGUGUGUCUAAGCCAAAUCGUUGUGAAAAGGCAGCUGAAGAAACCAACCUUGUGACCCAGAAGCUGAUCACUAAUGUCGAUAGUGACUUGCAGCUUAGUUAUGCAAAACAAAGAAGAACUAAAAGCUCAGCUCUUCUGCAUAAGGAGCUGGAAGCCCGUAGUAACAAGUCUGUACGACAGUACCUUUUCAAAAUAAAUGAAGCCAUUUCAACUCUAUAUGCAAGACAUGUACUGGCAUCUCUGCUAGCUGAGUGGCCCAAUGGCAUGGUAGUUACUGAAGAAAUUCUAGAGCUCAGUGGUUCUUCACACAUGGCUUAUAUCUUGGACAUGCUAAUGCAACUAGAAGAAAAGCAACAGUGGGAGAAGAUUCUACAGAAAGUGUUGCAGGGAAGUAGUGAGAAUAUGCUGGCAAGUUUGUCUUUGACAGCUUGCCAGUUCAUGGAAGAGCCCGGGAUGGCUGUACAAGUCAGAGAGUCGAAGCAUCCCUAUGACAACAAUACCACCUAUGAGGAUAAGGUCCACAUCCCUGGAGCGAUCUACCUGUCGAUAAAGUUUGACUCUCGAUGUUGCACAGAGGACGGUUGUGAUGAGCUUCUGAUGGCCAGCAGUAGUGACUUUGUGCAGGAUCUUCACAGUUUCAGUGGAUCACCUCAAAAAUGGACUGACUUUGAAAUUCCAGGGGACACAUUAUAUUUUAGAUUUGUUUCUGACAUGAGUAAUACAGAAUGGGGCUACAAAUUUACUGUAACUGGUGGUCACCGUGGACGAUUUCAAACAGGGUUUGAAAUAUUAAAGCUAAUGUUAUCAGAUGAACGAUCUCUUCAGAAUCUACCACUUGCUGAUAUUUGGGAAUGGCAAGUGGGUGUAGCUUGCAGACAGACAGGAAGCCAGAGAUUAAGAGCCAUCCACUUACUACUUAAAAUACUAACAUGUGGCUCAAAAAGCUGCUGUGAUCUGUCAUUGUUGAAGCCACUCUGGCAGCUGUUCACUCAAAUGGAAAAUACCAUUUGUCAGGAUUCAGCAACCAUUAGUGUACUUCUUCCACUGGAUCGGGCACUGACAGAACUUUUCUACAUUGCCGAAAUAAGAGCAAUGGAACUAGAUAAUUAUGAAGAGUACCUGUUAGCACUGACUGGGGAAGAGCAAUUACAUAUUCACUUAGUGCAGGCACUGAAAAACAUAGCUGCUAUUAGCCAUGCCAUCAAUUACCAAAACAAAUCUACAAAGCUGCUUAGUGUAGCCCCAUAGUUCAGAAAUAUCUGGAAUUUUAUGAAUGGACUUGUCACCCCUGGGGAGAUGCUGAAUUUCUGUCUUCCAACAAUCUGUAAAUAUUCAAAUUCAAAUGGAUGUUAUCCAUAUGACCCAGUGCUCUGUUUGACAUUUUUAUCACAAUGAGAAAUUUACCCCUGGAGGAAAGGUGAUCUUCGAUCUGUUUACCUGAAACAAUGUGUCUGUCAGGUCUUUUUUUUUUUUUUUUAAAUCAUGAAAUCUGUACUGUAUAUAUCCCAAAUCUAGGCUCUAUAUUUUACAGUUGUAAUAAAUGUACUCACUUUAUUGGUCAUAUUUUGCCUAACCUUUGGUCUUUAAACAAGAUUCAAUAUUCUUGGAUACAAGGAGACAGUAUUUAAAGAUUAUAGUGUUUACAGUAUAAGAGCCAAAUCAAAAGCAUCGUGAAGUGUGCCCGAAAGGACAAAAAUUCUUUUUUUUUUUUUAAUUUAUUAUGCCCUUAUUUACAGAUCAUGGCUGCUGGUAAUCUUAGAUUUUUUCCUUUAUUUUUAUUCAUUUAAAACCCUUUCAAAUUCAGUGGCCUACUUCAUCCAUGGUUUAUAUUAUGUUGCAUUUAUGUUAGUUGCACCACAGAACCUAAGGAGAUCUUAUAAGUUAAAUCAUUUAUGUUUAAACUCAAGGACUGUACAGUGAAACAUAUU
This is a messenger RNA of Polypterus senegalus (gray bichir), 9840 nucleotides long. RefSeq names its product zinc finger, ZZ-type with EF hand domain 1 (gene zzef1). The record is from RefSeq and is a predicted model, not a curated record. NCBI's taxonomy places the organism in Eukaryota, Metazoa, Chordata, Cladistia, Polypteriformes, Polypteridae. Gene Ontology annotation, biological process: protein ubiquitination; regulation of synaptic plasticity. Gene Ontology annotation, cellular component: postsynapse. Gene Ontology annotation, molecular function: calcium ion binding; zinc ion binding; ubiquitin-like protein ligase activity. Bases 143 to 9160 code for a protein of 3005 amino acids. The transcript has 55 exons.